UCAUAUCCUACAGAAUUUCUAAACAUAAUUUUGCGUUGUAUAUUGUACGGUGUAUCCACGAUUUAAGAUUUUUAAAUAAAUACGAUUUUUGUUAGGGCGUUGAAAAGGUCGAAACUAAAUAUAACUUCACAGUAGUUGUUCCAUCAACGACACCGAUGAGUUUAAUUGUCGGAGAUCGUGAUGUUUAGCGACGUUAUUACUAUUAUAUAUGCAGUCUAGACGAGUAUUAUAUUCAGGUUUCAAACGAAGCUCGAGCGACUCGGGGACCGACAACAAGAAACCUUGUCUACAAUAAAAUCGAUGAAAGUUUUACUCUUAUGUUUAUAAAUGAAUAAUGAUUGUUUUAUAGUUAAGUUAGACUGCGUUUCGAAAGUUAUAUCCGUAAGAGUUAAAAAUGGCUGAUUUGAUACGAGCGAUGGGGGCGCCGAUUGGACCCCCUAUCAAGGACAAGUUAGGAUCGCCCUCUACGGAGUCCGAAGACGGCGGCGGCGAUAUUGCUGAGUUGACUGCUGAUUUAGAGCUUGACGAAGCUGACGGACCUAGCACUAAUGGAGAAAGGCAAGCAGUGUUGGCUCCUCCAGAAAGUGAGUGGUACCAUGGCAGGCUUGAUAGAUAUACUUCUGAAGAAAGAUUGUGGGCUACGGGAAAACAUGGCAGUUACCUGGUUCGAGAAAGUGAUCGAAAACCUGGAUCGUAUGUGUUAAGCUAUCUUGGACGUACUGGGAUCAAUCAUUUUCGCAUAACAGCUGUAUGCGGUGAUUACUAUAUUGGGGGUCGUCAAUUCGAUUCCCUCACGGAACUAGUUGGAUUCUACAGCCAUUGUUCGGAUUUGUUGAAACGUGAAAGACUUGUUGAGCCCGUUCCACCGCCCGAACCUGUAAAUGAUAAGAAGCGCGUGGUCGCCAUCCUGCCCUACACCAAGAUGCCAGACACGGACGAGCUCACGUUUCAGAAGGGCGAUAUUUUCUUCGUACACAAUGACAUGGGAGACGGCUGGCUAUGGGUCACUGCACACAGGACGGGAGAGCAAGGAAUGAUCUUCAGGGAGCUGGUUGAAGACCUGGAUCCAUCAAUCGACCCAAAUACUGUUUUCUCUUGGUUCCACCCUAAUUGUACUAAGAGUGAGGCAGUUGAUAUGCUAGUCAAAGCUGGGCCUGGAAGCUUUUUAGUCAGGCCUUCAGAUAACUCACCAGGCGAUUACUCCUUAUUCUUCCACAUCAAUAACCAGAUUCAAAGGUUCAGAAUCGAGAAGAAAGGUGUUCGAUACUUGAUGGGUGGGAGGACCUUUGAAUGUUUGGAUGCAGUGAUUAAUAGAUACAGGAAGGAACAAAUUGUUGAAGGACAUACACUUGGGCAGCCACUUAUAGCCGAGGGCCACCAAAUAGAACCGCAACAGAACACGACAGGCGCUGCAGCGGAGAAGAUAUACGCCACGCUUCGAGAAUGUAGGGACCAGAUUGGUUUGAAGAAGAUGAAGGGGAUCAAGCAUCAGGGAUACCUUCACAAGAAGUCGGAUAAGGCCACUAAGAAAUGGAAAGCGCUCUAUUUCGUCCUACUCCAAGAGGGGACGGACACACAUUUGUACUUCUACGAUUCUCCUAAACGUACGAAGCCGAAGGGGCUGAUUGAUCUGUCGUGCGCCUAUUUGUAUCAGGUACACGAGUCCCUAUGGGAGCGUGAAUUUUGUUUCCAAUUAGUGGAAAGGGCGCUGCCGUGUCUCUCGACGCACACUUUCCUCGCUGCGUCCACCGCAACCGAACUACGAGGAUGGCUGGACGCUUUGCGUCCGUUGUGUGUACCACAGCAGGCCAAGCAUCAGUCUAAAGUAGCUCGUGUGGUAUGGCUCCGAGCAUUGCGCGUACGUUGUGUGACCGCUCACCGACUGCCGGCCCGUUUGGCGCCGCGUCCGUACUUACGCUUGGCGUUGGGUGCUGCGCCCGUCGCACGUACGCGACCGCGGCCAUCGCCCGACCCGCAUUGGGAUGACGAGUUUGUCUUUGAUGAUGUGCCUCCAGACGUUACCGCAUUCACUAUUACUGUGCAUAAUACCGGAAAGAGAGGAAAGGAAUCUGAGGUUGCUGAGUUGACGAUAGAAUUGGCGAAUCUCGCGAAUGGCGAAGAAGUUGAAGAGUGGUAUCCGCUAGCGGGAAUGACUCCAAUAGGUGAAUGGGGUUCACUAAGACUGCGUAUAAGAUACAUGCAAGAACUAGUAAUGCCUCGUGAAGAAUACAACCCACUGCGACAACUGCUUCUAGAACCGGGUUUGCCUGCUGUUAAGGCGCUCGCUGAUUUGUGCAGGACGGACAGACAACCUUUGGCUACAUCGGUCCUUCACGCCUUUUCCGAGUGCGGUCGCGGUGCGGAACUGGCCCAUGAAUUAUCGGCGGCUGAAGUAGUGCGUGAAGCGGAUCACAGAGCGUUGUUCAGAGGCGCCUCUCUCGCCACCGCAGUACUGGAUGAGUUUAUGCAUGCUCUGUGUAAACCUUUCUUGCAGGCGGCGAUAUCCGAAACAGUGCAGAAGUUAAUAGACGCGAAGCAAUCAGCGGAAUUGAAUCCAACUAAAAUGGACUCGCCCGACGAUGCCUGUAACAACGCUGAGUUUCUGCUCUUGACUCUUGACCAGAUAACAUUAUCAAUAUUCACGUCUCCCGAGGCGUGUCCUCGGCCUAUCCGUUACUUGUGCGGCUGUUUGCAGCGCGCAGCCGUCGCGAAAUGGCCCAAUGAGAGAUUUGUCCGAACACGGGUUGUUUCUGGUUUCAUAUUCCUUCGCCUUAUAUGCCCGGCCCUAGUGGAGCCCCGAGCGUGGGGCCUUCUAAGUGCCGCCCCACCACCACACGCCCAGAGGUCACUACUCAUGGUCGCCAAAUGUCUACAGAAUCUUGCUAAUCUCGUGGAGUUUGGGGCUAAGGUAUUAAGAAUAGAGCCAUAUAUGGAAGUUGUGAAUCCAUUCAUUUUGAAGAACAAGGAACGGAUGGUCGUAUUUCUGGAUCAACUCAGCUCAGUUCAAGACCCGGGAAACGUACAGACGAAUUCUAACAAUAACUUCGAUAUAGCCAAAGAGCUGGCGACAAUUCAUCACAUUUGCGUGUCUCACCUAAGUGAGCUGCAGACUCUGUCGAAAAGUCAACCCGCUAUACGGAAACUGGUCACUGUAACGGAAAUGCUGACGAAACACAAGCACAAGUAUCUGGAGAUGAUCAGAUAGGAUACGCCUUUAUAUCACACAGGGUAAAAGCAAGAAAGCGUAGAGGUAGUCGCCUUCGGGUCUUAGUCGUACGCGUGUAGUCAUUUUAGCUUUAGCGUUUAUUUCACUUUCACAUUUGGGCGUUACAAUAUCAGAAAAUAUAUGCACGGAAAUUUGAUUCUAGUUGACAUCGAUAAAACAUUAUUAAGGAAAUAUUAAAACAAUUAUAUCAACGUGACGUACCAAACGCGCAGAUUCAGUUUAAAUAAAGUAAUUUAGCAUAGACUAUAGAAAUAGUGAAGUAGUAGAAACUUAUUGAAGAACGCUUCAUAGAAGUCACUUGACCUGGAAUAAUAAACCAUUGUUACUUAGACAAUGUAUGUUAUAAAUAUUUUGUUUUAUUUCGAUAAUACAUCAGAAUAUGUUUUUAGAUUCGAUUCAUAAAGAUACGUGAUCAUUCAAAUAUGGAUUCUUUAAUUCAUUAAAGCUGAAUCAGUUCCAUUGCACUUUUUGAACUCGGUUCAUGAUCUCUCGGUUCAAACGCUCGGGCGUUUAUAAAAAAAAAAAAAAUAUGUUGUCAGCUGUCCGUCGAGAUAUUUCCGAUCUGAUUCGACUUAGGGUGCUUCAAGAAAAGAGCGUAGUAAUUCUUUAAAGGCCGGCCACGGGCUCUGUCAUCGAGUUUCCAUGGGUGGCGAUAUCACUUAAUAUCAGAGGAGGCUUCUGCCUUUUUCACCCUGUACUAUAAAAAAAUACUCUUUCGUCUCUUUCUGUCAUUGACAGAUGAGUACUAUGGUUAUAACGGUGAAAUAGGACUGAGUUAUUUAAAAAAAAAAAAGGGAACUUGACGUUAAUAGCAAACGAAAAUUCAGAUUGUUUGAUAGUUGUGUAUUAUUCAAUGUCAACUAGUUUCGUACUUCUUCGGUUUUAUGUCUAACGUGCCAAAUGAAUAUAAUCAUAUUAUUCCAAAAAGACUGUGACCAUCAUUGUCAUACAUUGGACAUGGCGAUUCCAUGUAACAGUUUAUUGCAAAUGACGCUUUAUUACAUUGUCUUUAGGUUGAUAAUUGUUAACUGUACCAUCAUAUUUGGAGACAAACAGUUUCUUGAAUGACAUUGAUUGCCCUAAUAAUGAGUGUAACUGUGGUACUCAGAGUCGUUAAUUAUAUUAUUCCUAAAGAUGGAUUAAAAACUCAGCCCGAUUAGUUACCGAAGUAUAUAUUGGAUCUUUCGUAAUUUUACAUCUUAACAUAACAGCUUAAAUAGUCUUUACUCUUAAUAAACCACUCUGAGUGCAGCUGAAAAACUUGUGUAUAAGCAAUGCAAAUCCAUAAUAAUUUUUAUAUCACUGCCUAAGUUACAGAAAUAGCUCUCUAGAAUCUAAGUCGUAUUUAUUGUUAGUAGAUUUAGGAAUACGGAAUUUAUUAUCUACUCCGCUUUUGUAUUUUUUUAUAAAUCAUAGGAGGUUUUAAACAAAAUACCUCGCUACAUAUUCUAAAACUGCAUUUUUUUGAUAAUUUUUGCGCUGAACUUAAAUCCACUAUGGCCAAGUUUUGAUACUGGAAAAUGUCGUGAACUAAAGACAGUACUUGGUGAGAAAUAUCGACCGUUGGAAACAGAUAACUAAUAUCGGCUUGAUUUAGCGGCCAAUAACACAAGCAUGGCCAAUACAAUAAUAAGAUUAAAAUUGAGUAAUUGAAGCCUAUAAAGUCUCUCUUAAGAAGUCAAGUUGUAGGUAAGAUUUUAAUCUACCCUCGAGAAUUAGAAAAAAAAUCAUAGAGACAACACAGCAGAAAAAUAGCUUGAAUAGUGAUUGAAUUUGUAAAUGACAAAAUGAUCCACGAAAUCGUAACUAGAAGAUUGUCUCUUUUCAGUGUUGUUUGGCAAUAUUUCUCGCCCAGUACUGUAAUGAAGAAUUAGCUGUUAUAUACAGCGCCCAAAUUUUUUGCUAAAAUGUAUCCUAGAUUUAGACUAGAAAUAUAAGGUAUAGUUCGAUCGCGAUACACCAAAAAUUAGGCGAAUGGAGCUUUAGGUAUACCAGAUUCAUGUUUUCAUGCUCCGCACUUCCUACAAUUAUUCUCUGUGAUAGUGUUAAGAAAAACUUCCAAGACUUGUGUUAUUUACUAUGCGUAUUAUUUUGUGUGCAAUAAAAACUUAAAUUUGACACUUUCAAUUUGGUGUUGUAGAAAUUUGAUUCAUGUUAUUUAGAAUAUAGGUGUUCGGGCAUUGUGUUGCCAUGCUGAUAUAAGAAAUUGAACAGAUUUUUGUUUUCAAAAAUUAUUUAUGACUCAUUUACUAAAUUCUUGUUCUUGUGAAUUAAAUACUUAUUUAUAUUUUGUUUCUUGUGUAACUAAACUAGGAACGUGAACGAUCGCAAUCUGCUUAACUCGGAUUUUUAAGUUGUCUACAGAAUGAAUGUACGUAAAGAUUUAUAACUUUAACUUUGGUAAAUUAGUAUAAAAACUCAAUGCCUUAAUAUCCUGUACGAGGUGAGCUCGUACAGAUAAAUUAGCUUGGAGGCGUUUCUGCAUUUGUAAUCUCUCAGUGAGUAAAACCGGAAGGAACAGAUUCGCACUGUCAUCUGUGGCUUUAAAGUGAAGAUAGAAAGGUCCCGAUUAAUAUUUAAUAAAUAUUA
Messenger RNA from Pieris napi, 5815 nucleotides. It is a transcript of the gene vap, whose product is annotated as ras GTPase-activating protein 1. Gene Ontology annotation, biological process: regulation of GTPase activity. The record is from RefSeq and is a predicted model, not a curated record. Gene Ontology annotation, molecular function: protein binding. Lineage: Eukaryota; Metazoa; Arthropoda; Insecta; Lepidoptera; Pieridae. Bases 395 to 3205 code for a protein of 936 amino acids. The transcript has 20 exons.